AGUAGAAAUAUUUCCAAUCCAAAAUUCAUCAAGACUUUAUGGCCAUUGCUUCUGCAAAACCUGCACCCAUAUACGCAUUCUAAGACUAAGUUCCAGCGGCAAGAGCUUCACCAUUCUGAUCUCUAAUGACCGCCGUCGUCCCAAAUCAACCUGCUGCAUCAGUAUUGAGCUUUGCACAAAUUGCAGAGUCCAUCCCCUUAUUGAACCAGCAGAGCCAUUUGCAGCAGAAAAAUCAACAUGUUAAAGAAUCAUUACUUGGGUUGUGAGGUGUCAAUGGAAGACAUGCGGCUGAAUUUGAACCAAACAACAUAGUUGUUUUAAAAAACAAACAAUCCCCCUCUAAUCAAUACUAUGUAAAAACUAGGUGUAGACCCGACUUGAAAUUUUAUGUAUAAAAUUGGAAUUACUUAUGAUAAAUAUUAUGUAUCAUUAGUUAUAUGAAAAAUCACUUGAAAAAUACAAGUCUUUACAUUUUCAUACAGGAAAAGUAAAAUGGUCAUAAAGAUGCUAACGAAAUUAAACUAUCUAUCUAUUAUAAUAUAGUAAUUCUCCGGCUCAUCUCUAUGCUACCAUCUAUAUUGGCCACGUCAGAUUUUAAUCCAACGUGUCAAACUUCUCAUUCUCACCUUUCUUCUCCUCGCUUGAAACUUGAAAGCCUCUCCUUAGUCGUUCUUUUUCUCCUCAUUGCAAGCCACUCCCUACUACUCUUCUCUCUAGCCGUUCUGCACUUGCUUCUUCCUCUUUAGGUAACGUAACGCUCACAAUGGAAGCGAUGCAGCCCCUUUUUCCUCUGCCCGCGACAAGUUCCCUGCGUUGUUUCAUCUCUGCCGGAACCCGCUGCCUUCAAUUUCGAUGGCCACCAUGACAAUUCGAAUCCGAUACCAUACCAUACCAUGUAAACGACACAGAUUCCCCCACGGUCUUUGCCUUGGUUGUGUCACUCCCCAAUUCAUCAAGGGCCUCGAUUGUAAUGGAGACAAAGGUAAAUCUCCCCCCUUCAGUAGUCAACAGCAUCAUCGCCACGAGGUUAGUAUGGAACAAAUUAUCAAAAAAGACCUUAGAUAUUCAAAGAAAAGAGUGACAAAUCAUUUUUAAAAAUUAUAGUUGCUCUGCAUUUUGGAAAUAACAUUCUGUUUUUACCUUUUUUAACAAGUGAUUUGAGAAACCUAAGUUCUUGGAUUUAUCUUCAUUGCGUUUCUACAAUUAACUAGACACAUGGUGAGUGCUCUCCGACAGUUAUAGCCAGUACUCUCAAUUCAGUUUCGCUUUUGCACAUAUUUCUUUUAUUGAGAACCAUGAUGCCAAUGUGUUACUUAAACUCGUGGACCCGAUUUUGAAGCCAUAUUCCACAAGGAGGUCUAUGAAAUUGCCUAGGAAGAUUCCUCAUACAAGGAUUCCAGAGUUUUAAUUUUAAUCUGGUUAUAGGGCGCCCUUGAGGAUUACUAUAUUAUAAUAGAUUCCUCAAGACUUUAACUAAUUGAUUGUAUUAUGUUAAAUCACAUUACUUCUGUGACCGACACUGAAAUUCUCGCACCAGACAAAUGAUUUUGCGGAUAAAAUUGUCAUUAGGUAUGAAAGUUUUGUUACUGCCAACAAAUCCACACACCUACAGGAAUAUAUGCACACACAAGAAACAAGAAGUAAAAUGGGAACAUGCAUGGGAAACAAAUAGAGAGGAACAGAGAGAAGAAAGUGACAUGAAACACCCUAGAUGUUAGUUAGGAUCUGGCCAUAAAUUCUCUUAUGUCAUGGUUAAUUUUGUUUUCCCCCAAAGGUAAGCAAUGUGCUAUUUUUUUCCUAUGAUUAUGCUUACAAGGAAGCAAAAAAAAUCCAACAGGGCUGCAGGUAUAUAAGCUCCAGAUUAGCAUCCAUAAAGGUUUUGAACAAAUAUAUGAGAAAGUUAUGGAAACUGGUAGAAUCAGAACAUGAGUGGCUGAGUAUCUAAUAAAGCUGGCUUCUAUAUAGCUUCCACAAGCUUAGAUAUAUGUGAGGAAACUACAAGCUGAUCUUGAUGUCAUUAUUUUAGUGAAGAAUUUUCAAUGACUCAUUGAAAAAAUAACAGCCUUAACGUCAGAAGCUUUAGAUGAGAGCAAGCUCUCAGCUAAUAUGAUGUCAUUUAUUUUUUUGGUCGAAAUGAUGCCAUUGUUAAGGGAAAAUAAAUACCUUUGAUCACAGAUACACAAGAUAAAUGAAGUUAUUGAAGCCCUCAUUGAAUUUUUUCCAACUGUCUAUAAUCAUUUUGUCAAUAAGACCCAUUUUUUGUGUUCAAAAAUCUAUAAGGAAACUCACAUAAUUUUUUGAUGAGUAUUCAUGUUUGCUCUUGGAUUUUGAUCAUUUUGUAUGCUUUUGGAUUUAUUUCAUUGUUCUUUCCACAAUGGUUAAAUUUAUGCACGUGAGCACCAAAUAUUCAGCUCAAAGCCGUAGAUGAGUAUUGGAAUGCCAGCUUACAUAAUAUUGAGCUUGCCAUGCAAGCAAAUUCUGACCAAAAUUUAGAAGCACAUAUGCUAUGUUGAAGUAAAUUUUAAAACUUUUGCUUGGAAGAUAGAAUCAAUGGGAAUUACGAGACAUAUUGAAAUCAAGAGAAAGAUGUAACAUGCCAAUCAUGUGCCCAUCCUCAACUUGAUGGGAUGUCUAGAAUCACUAAUUUUCUUAUUCACCAAUGCAUAAAUAAGUUUUGAUAUGUUGACCUUACUUUCUCUUUUAUCAUAUUUUCACCAACUUUCUCAUCAUAUCUAUUUAUUUUCUUUCAAUAUUAUACAUUAAAGGGCUAAAGAUUUUGAUAUAUUCAAAUCACACUUUCUUUUACAUCAUAUUUCCACCGACUUUCUCUUCUUAUACAUUAAUGUGAGCUAUGAUUCACUGACACCACCACCUCAUUUUCACUCUACUUUUUAUCCAUCUUUUUCUUCUUUCUUAAUUAUAUUAUCAGUCACAACUCUUAAUUACUUUCUUUCUCUUUUCUUUCUAUUUCUCUCUUUUCAACACCUCACCUCCACUUAUUGGAGGUGCAAAUGAAAGUUAGUUCAUUAAUGAGCUAAGUCUUCUACAUCGUUUCAACAUAAUACAUUAAUUUGAUUUUAAAUAAUUACAUUCAGUAUUCAGUAUUCAUUAAAUAUUAAAUUAUCUAUUUUAAUUUUAGCAUUUGUAAUAAAAUUAAAUUAUGAAAUAUUUUCUUGCACCGCGCAUCGCGCGGGUUUGAGUCUAGUUAAUUCUUAAUUCAGUAGAAUCUAUUUGUUAAGUUGUAAAUAAUUUGAACCUAUAAAUUCAACGAGUAGGGAUAUACUCACUCCAAGAGUAAGUCAUCUCAGACACUCCAAAUCUUUAACCGUUAAUUAUAUUAAAGGCUCAUAUUCAUCACUAAUUCCCUCACGUGAUUUCACAAAACCUGGCACAGGGAAAAACGUCGAUAAAAUUUUCUCAUCCUUGCAGCGCUAAACCAAGCUGUCGAGAGGGUUGAUCGAUGGCGGAGGUGAAUCCUAUUUCUCUGCUGCCGCAACCUCCUUCGCCAAGGACUACUAUCUCAAUCACUCAUUCUAUGGCUUCAGGUUCCGUUGAUGAAACAAAGGUAUUCUUAUGUAAUUUUGGGAAAUUGGUAUCAUUACGUUGAUAAAUCAUCUCUCAAGAAUUGUCCUAUCAUCUUGUUUGAUUCUCCUUGGCUGGGCACCAUUGUGCAGCGUUACAUAUCAAUAUCGUUUUGGGUGUCAUGCAUUAGGAUUUCUCCUUGGCUGGUUUUCGUGUUUUAUAUCUGUACUGGGAGGGAGAUGGUGUUUUGUUGCUAAACAUAUACUAUUUCUAGCCACCACUACUAUUUCCAAACUCAAACUAAUAUUUGUUUUUCUUUUAAAUUGGUAUUGGUUCAUCUAGUAAGGAUUUUACAACUAGUAUACUGGAUACUUCAGAUAUAGGUGGGGAAUUGAAUAGCAAACCUGAAAUUGGGAUGGAAUUUGAGUCCAUUGAAAAGGUUAGAGAAUUUUAUAAUUCUUUUGCUAAGAAGAAUGGUUUUGGAGUACGUGUUCGUUCAAGUAAACCAAAGAGAGCAGUUUUGGUAUGUUGCAAUGAAGGUCAACAUAAAGUGAAGAUCUCAAGAACUGAAGAAAUUCAAGAUAGCACUAAUCAAACUAAAAGAAAGUGCUCAACUAUCCGAAGUGGUUGUGAGGCUUCACUUAUUGUUUCAAGAGGCACAACCAAAAGUAAGUGGAUGAUAAAGUCUUUUAACAAUGAUCAUAAUCAUGUCAUGGUUAGUCCCAAAAGUGUGUCCUAUAUGAGGUGCCAUAAAAAGAUGAGUGUAGCAGCAAAGAGUCUUGUUGAAAAAUUUGAAGAAGAAGGCAUACCGACUGGAAAGGUUGCUGCAAUUUUUAAUGAUGGUGACUCAACUUUCACUAAUAGGGAUUGUUGGAAUUACAUUAGAAAUGUUCGGAGAAAGAAUUUAGAUGUUGGAGAUGCUCAAGCUGUUUUCGAUUAUUGUAAACAGAAACAAGUAGAAAAUUCUAACUUUUUCUAUGCAAUCCAAUGUGAUGAAGAUUCUCGGAUGGUGAACUUGUUUUGGGUGGAUGCUAGAUCACGAUUAUCUUACCAACUCUUUGGGGAUGUCAUCACUUUUGAUACCACUUAUAAAACUAAUAAGUAUAGUAUGCCGUUUGCUCCAUUUGUUGGGUUGAAUAAUCACUCUCAGUCUAUUUUAUAUGGUUGUGCUUUACUACAAGAUGAAUUAGAGGCUUCUUUUGUGUGGUUGUUUAAAACAUGGCUUCAAGCAAUGGGUGGAAAAAAACCUAUAUCUAUCAUAACUGAUCAAGAUUUAGCUAUGAAAGCUGCUAUGGCAAAAGUCUUUCCAGAAAGCCGUCACCGCCUGUGUUUGUGGCAUAUUAUAAAGAAGUUUCCUGAGAAGUUAGCUCACAUAUAUCACAAACAAUCUAUUUUCAAGCGAGAUAUGAAAAGAUGCAUUCGAGGUUCACAUAGCAUUCAAAGUUUUGAAGAAGAAUGGAUGCGCAUAAUGGUCGAGUAUAACUUGAAGGAAAAUGAAUGGCUUCAAGGGUUAUAUAAGAUUAGAGAAUCUUGGAUACCAAUUUAUAACAGGAGUACAUUCUUUGCUGGAAUGAAUACUACUCAAAGAAGUGAAAGUAUUAAUGCUUUCUUUGAUUCUUUUGUUGAUGCAUCAACAACAUUACAAGAAUUUGUGUUGAAGUUUGAGAAAGCUGUUGAAAGUCGCUUAGAGGCAGAACGAAAGGAAAAUUAUGAAUCAAGGCAUAAGUCUCGUAUUUUGAGUACCGGGUCAAAACUUGAGGAACAUGCGGCAUCUAUAUACACCAGAAAUAUUUUUGCUAAAUUUAAAGGUGAGCUAGAGAAAAUCAACCGAUUCACUAGACAUAAGUUUAGAAGAGAUGGGCCUAAAUAUGUGUAUCAGGUGUCCAAUUGCUAUGAUGCUCGAGAUACUUUCACUGUUGAUAUAGACUUAGACUCACAGAUUGCUAAAUGUGGCUGUGAACUAUAUGAAUUUAUGGGGAUAUUGUGCCGACACAUACUAGUAAUUUUCCAAGCAAAGGGAGUUGUUCAGAUUCCUAGUCAUUUUAUUAUGGAACGAUGGACUAAGGAUGCUAACAGAGGUCUUGAAGACACUUAUAAUGAUAAUGAUUUGGGUGAAAAAUCUGAUACAUUAAAGAUUUUAAGAAGGGUGCAUGUGCAACGAGAAGCAAGUUUUUUAGCUGAUCUAGCAGAAGAGUCUGAGGAAGCAUACAAUUUCAUUAUUUCAGAAAUGAAGCAAACUCAUAAGUCAGCUGCUGCAAUGAAAACAAGUGAAGGAGUAGCACUUUUGGAGUCAAGCGAGAAGAAUGUAAAUCAAGUUUGCUCAUCUGAGCAAGUGAGUGAACCACCACAACUGACUAUUGGAAACCCGCAUGUAUCACAAACAAAGGGGAGAAAGAAGGAUGGAGGAAAAAUGACUCAAAAUGGCAGAUUUAAGAGUGGACUUGAAGUGUCACUUAAUAAAUCAGUUGUCAAAAGGAAAGCAUGUCAUGAAUGCGGGGAGCACGGUCACAAUAGCAGAACUUGCACGAAAAGAAAUCAAAAUGAUUAAUGGAUACAUAACUGUUGGAGGAUUUUGGCUAUCUGUUUUGUCUUUGACAGACAAGUAAAAACCAACAAGUUUCUUUUUUGGCAAAACCUUGCAACGAGAAGUGCUGCGUGGAUCUGUUUAGUUGGCUCUUAGUGAGCAUUUGAAGUGUAGUGUGCUGUUUUUUGUGCUCUCUUUCAGAGGGAUGGAGGGUUGGAUUAGAAUUAUGUAUUAGGCUUCACUCUGUAGCAGUUAAUUAUGUUACUAUGUUAGAAUUAUGGCAAAUUGCAAUGAAUAAUUAGCAGGCUGUGUUCCUUAUCUUGUAAACUCUUACUAUAUCGUGUUUGUCAGUUUGGUACUUUUCUUUUGGCAAGUGGUAAUGAACAUGCUGUUUUGGCUCUUUUAGUACUAGUAACUUGUACAAUUGUUCAAUCAAAUGACAAUUAAAGAAAUAGUUGUCGUAUAAUAUUAAUAAUGUAAAAAUCUCUUACAAUGCAAAAAAUAAAACAGAUUCAAUUUUUUUAUGAACUAAUUCUCUAGCUAAAUACAAAAAUAGUAGCAAAAUACAAAAGUGUUGCUGUCAUUAGCUUUCACAAUGCAGCACUGUUUCACACAUCUAAGUACAUAAGCAUUGAAUUUCUUAUGGUCUCUUAAUGUCAGUUUGUUGUCUUAAUGGAAGUUCUACUCUUUCCUUGCUGGUUCUUCAAGUGGGAUUUACUUAUUUUGUAAUUAAUAGCAGCAAAUCCAGCAACUUUGCUUCUGUGUUUUAAGCUAAGUCGGUCUCAGCUUCUGUGUUUUAUCCUGCACAUUCAAAACACAAGAAUGAGAGUGUGAAUAACUUGUGUAUAACUUGAUUUAUCAAUAUCAUGCAGACUGGAAUUUGGGUAAAAUUUCAGCUUCAACAGUAACUAAUAUGUGGAGAUACAAAG
Lotus japonicus is the source of this 6975-nucleotide messenger RNA. Its product is annotated as protein FAR1-RELATED SEQUENCE 5-like. Lineage: Eukaryota; Viridiplantae; Streptophyta; Magnoliopsida; Fabales; Fabaceae. The coding region runs from base 3938 to 6070 and encodes 710 amino acids. Gene Ontology annotation, molecular function: zinc ion binding; nucleic acid binding. Gene Ontology annotation, biological process: regulation of DNA-templated transcription. The transcript is spliced from 2 exons. The record is from RefSeq and is a predicted model, not a curated record.